Messenger RNA from Phlebotomus papatasi, 4274 nucleotides. It is a transcript of the gene IntS3, whose product is annotated as integrator complex subunit 3 homolog. Gene Ontology annotation, cellular component: cytoplasm. NCBI's taxonomy places the organism in Eukaryota, Metazoa, Arthropoda, Insecta, Diptera, Psychodidae. The record is from RefSeq and is a predicted model, not a curated record. The coding region runs from base 175 to 3393 and encodes 1072 amino acids. The transcript is spliced from 9 exons.
UUUUCUGCAGAAACUGCUGAAUCUGCAGACAUGUAGUGGGGAAACGUGAGUGAUUUAUCGCUAAAUUGGUGACCCCUCGACGCUGGUACCACUGAUCGUGACGACUUUUUCGUCGAUAUGCUGUCUCUCCGUAUGUGGACGCAGAAAAUCGCCUCAAAACUCAAGUAAAUCAAAAUGGAAACGUGUAAAAUACCAUCAUCAAAGCUGUUUGCAUUGUCUGCGGUCGAUUUGCGGGACGAUUUUGAAGAGCGUUUCGAACGAGCUCAUCAGAAUUUUGUGCCCAUGACCGCAGGAUUGAACGACAAGGAGCUACAUGAUCUCCUGGCCACGACAAUGGCCAAGGAUAAGCAGCACGAGGAUGUUUCACUGGGAAUGAUUUAUACCAUCCUGACGGAUCCAUCACAGGCUGCCAAGACUUAUAGAGACCUCACAUUGCUCACGAGGGAUGGUCUGACCUUUGCCACGACCAAUGUGUCCAUGCUGGUGGCCGAUAAAUAUCCCAAAAUCACAGAUAACGCCCGGAAGCAGCUUCUGUGGCUGGUGCGGGAAUUUGUGAAGAAUGCUGUGCUCAAUGUGGACCAGAUAAUCUGGAAUAUGCUACGACAGGCUAGUGGUGGGGAUGUUUCACAGAGAAAUCUGCUUCUGGUCGAGGGACUCCUGGACAUCUUCAUUGACCAUCGUCAGUGGCUCGAGAAGACACCCUUUCUCGUGGGCACAGUCGUUUAUACCUACGUCCGUCUCAUUGAGGACCACACGAGUCCCCUCCUGAACACAUUGCGAGCUAAAGAAGUGAAAUUUGUCGUGUCGCUCAUUCGCGAUAGAUUCACAGACAUCAUCCCACUGGGCAGGGAUUUCAUCCGUCUCCUCCAGAAUGUAGCAAGAAUCCCAGAAUUUGAUCAGCUGUGGAAGGAUAUCUUCCUCAAUCCAAAGUCCCUAUGCACUUCCUUCACGGGUGUCUGGCAGAUCCUUCAGACACGCACCAGCCGGCGUUUUCUGCAGUCACGGCUGACGCCGGAAAUCGAGAGGAAGCUGCAUUUUCUCACAAGCAGCGUCAAAUUUGGAAAUCACAAAAGAUACCAAGACUGGUUUCAAGAUAAAUACUUCACAACACCAGAAUCUCACAGUUUGCGCUCAGACUUAAUAAGAUUCAUCAUAAAUGCAAUUCAUCCGACAAAUGAUAUGCUCUGUUCGGAUAUUAUUCCACGAUGGGCCAUUAUUGGUUGGCUUCUUACCUCAUGCACAAAUCCCACAGCUCUGGCUAAUGCUAAAUUGGCAUUAUUUUAUGAUUGGCUAUUCUUUGAUCCCAUGAAGGAUAACAUAAUGAAUGUGGAGCCUGGUAUAUUAGUUAUGUAUCAUUCCAUACGGAAUCAUCCGUUGGUCAGCAGUACACUGUUGGACUUUCUGUGUCGUAUCAUGAAGAAUUUUUAUCCGAAAAAUGAAGAUAAAAUUCGAAUGGGUGUUUACAAUUCACUGAGAAAAAUCCUGGAGAAACAGGUGAUUCCGAAUCUCUAUCCACUUUUUGAAUCACCAAAAUUGGAUAGAGAAUUGAAGCAGAUGAUCAGGGAGAAUUUCCGUGAGUUCUGCAGUGGACCAAAUCCAAAUGAUGCCAAUAGUCAGAUGGCCAGUGAUGAUCGUACAAAUCUCUAUAUCAUCGAUGAACGCAUUGGGGGUCCGGGGAUACACAAUAACUUCAACAGUGAUGAUAAAGUAUUCAAUCGGACAGUCAGUGAUCAACUUCGGUCGCACAAUCCACAGGGCGUGACAAAUGCAACAACGUCAGGCAAUGAGCAGGAUGGGGAAUCGGGGGAGAAUGAGGUGGAGUUCAGUGAUGAUGAGGAGGAAACACCGGUGAAAACUGAAGAUUUGACUGAUGAUGAUGACGAUUUACCACUUUCCAAGGUGCGCUUAAAAGAGAAACCAGCACCUGAUAAAGUUGACCUUCCAUCGUCAAUAGCGAGUUCAUUUGAUGCAUUUAUGGCAUCAAAAUCAAGUGAUGAUUUUGAAAGUUUCCUCUUGGACUUUCGAACUUGCACAUCAUUAGAUAGUGAACAAGAGACAUAUGUUGCAAAUAAUAUUGUGACCAUUCUCAAAAGUACACUAUCAAAGCCAAAUAUCUUUCCUGAUUCGAAGCACGAUGAGAAAUUGCAGGAGAGUAUGGAACAUCCAAUAUUCUCAUUGUGGAAAAUAUUUUAUCAGUAUGAGGAAAAGUGUCGAAAGUGCAUAACAAAUUUAUUGGCAACAGUGUACAAUCGAAUACCAUGUGCGGGCUAUUUAGUUCUCUAUUUCCUCAAAGUGCAUACAAAAUUGCAAUCGCGCAAGAAUCCUAAUGUUGUAUUUAAAACAAAUGUAUAUAGAAUUUUGUGUGAAUCUGUGGAUCAAAGUGUUGAAAGUUGUUUGGCACGCGAUUUGACAAUGCUGGAAAAGGAUAGUCCACAAUUUUUCCUGUGGCUUCUACCAGAUAUUUAUCGUGAAUUCAAAAAUAGCAUGAUUAAUAAUUGUGAUGUACUGAGAACACUUGUGGGGUGUAUUGAUGCCAAGAACCUGAGAGAUCUUAUUUACUGUGUGACACAAGGGAAAUUGGUGAUAUUCAAGAAUGAUGGUGUUCUCGACUGUGUACGAGAUAGUCUCAAUUAUGAGACUUUUGAGCAAUUUUGCCUAUGGCAAUUGUUGCAAGCACAUGACGUUCCCAUUGAAUUUCUUCAGGAUAUUCUUCCUGAAUUGGAAUCAUCGAAUCAUGCUGAAGCAUUGACGUAUAUGCUGAUGCUGCUGAAGAGUGAGAAACCAAAUGCGGAACUUGUUCGAUUGCUUUUGAGUCGAGAAACGAAAAAUCGUGGUGAUCCAUUUGUCACGUCAGCUUUAAGGUACUGGUGUCAGGAGUUUGAGGAGAAACUGUCUGAGAUAAUCGCUGGUUUGUUGACAUCAAAGUACCCCAACAGUUCACCAAAUAAACGGAAACGUCCCCUUAAGAAUAAUUCAGUUCAAACAACAUCACCGUCAUCUGAGCAGCUACUCAAUCACUUGGAACACUUUCGGAGAAGCUGUCGACAUGGAAAUGGCACAGGGACUGGACUGUAUGUUCAGGACGCAAUGCAACGUGCCCUCCAACAAGCUUUUUCACACAGUAGUGACAGCACAAAGAAACAAUACUGUGAUUUAUUCGCGUUGGCGGCUGAGGAUGAGACGAGUGGUGUUGGACGAAGGGGUGCAAGUGGGCGAGGGAGAAAGCAGCCACCGAGCAAAAAGGAAUCGAGUAGCACAUCAAAUGCAUCCAACAAGAAGAAUAUCGAACCUCUUUCUAGUUUUAUCUCAAGUGAUGAAGAGUCGAGUGAGGACGAAUGGUCGAAGCCAAAAGCAGCAAAGAGGCGAAAAAAGGCUAUAAGUGAUUCAGAUUGACGCAUGUGAAUGGAUCAAGAAGCAACACUUAUUUAUUUCAAUGAGACAAUUCUCUAGAGAGUAAGAAACAAAACUACCAGCACGUAAAAUAUCAGCAAAAAAGGAUGUGAGAGAAGCGCGAGAUAAAGUGAAAAAGGAAUGAUGAGUUGUUGUCCCCAAAAUGCAUCCCCGUUGUACUUUUAAGUUUCCCUGCCCCCCCAAUUGUAAAUAUAACUUGCGAUAAAUAAAAUAAUUGUAGUACAAUUAAAUUCUGUUGCUAGCAAUUGUAAUCUUCAUUUUUUUCGAUCGUUUUAGCAAUUAUUUUUAUUAGUAAUGAAAUAACUAAAUUCACAAUGAAAUCUUGUACAUAAAACUACUUGUAGUUGUUUUUUUUAAUUAGAUGUAUUCACACCUUUCUUUUCCUGUUUUAGUUUUUUUUUCUUUCCAUUUGAGGAAAUGCCAAGUAAGAAAAGUGGUGAAUAACGUAAUGAGGAGUUGAAGGAUAUUUUUUACUGGACACUCUUGAUAUUUUAAAAUCACGCAAUGCAGCAUUAGAAAGGAAUUGGGAAAAAGUGAAGAGAUGACAUUUGAAAAAUUGUUUUCCAAGAGUCAAGGGAAAUUGAUUUAGUGUUCUUUCUCUUUUGAAAGCAAAAAAUAAAAGAAAAACAAAAUAAUGGAAAAAAAUAUACCAAUUGCCCAAAAAGCAAUUCACAUUUUUCUAAUCCGAAAAAUAUUUUAUCAAUUGAACAACGUGAUUUUUAAAAUAAUAGGCUGCCAGCAUUUAUAUACAAUUAAAUUGAAGAGAAGAAGAAAAAAAGGAAGAAAAAUAUGAAAAAAUUGAAACAUUGUAACGUUUAGUGAACCUAAGAAAAUGUUAUUAAAUAAAGAAGGAUUAAUUAACA